AUGGGGAUCCACAACCCUCUUCCGUCGUCUAUGGCGUCGGAAUGCAAGAAGUGCGGCAAGAUUCUAGCAUCCUUCGUUGAUCCACGCCAGGCCUUUGGCCCAGACAAGAUUAUUCCUCCUCAAAUCCUCGCAAACGCAAAGGGACUUGCGAUCCUGACCGUGAUCAAAGCCGGCUUCCUCGGCUCUGCACGAUACGGCAAUGGUGUCGUCGUCGCCCGCCUCUCGGACGGUUCCUGGAGCGCGCCUUCAGCAAUCGGCACCGGGGGCGCUGGCUUCGGCGGCCAGAUCGGCUUCGAGCUCACAGAUUUCGUUUUCAUCCUCAAUGAUGCCGCCGCCGUGCGGACCUUCUCUCAACAGGGGUCCAUCACACUCGGUGGGAAUGUUUCAAUAGCAGCUGGGCCUGUAGGACGGAAUGCCGAGGCCGCAGGAGCUGCGAGCAUGAAGGGCGUGGCGGGAAUAUUCUCUUACAGUAAGACAAAGGGCUUGUUUGCGGGUGUCAGUUUGGAGGGUUCGGCGAUCAUUGAGAGAAGAGAUGCGAACGAGAAACUCUACGGCCAACGCUAUACUGCGACCCAGCUCCUGACUGGUUCUGUGCGUCCCCCGCCAGCAGCACAACCGCUCAUGAACGUCCUGAACACGCGGAUCUUUGCUGGUAGCUCCGCGGGCGAUGAUGCGAUUUACAACGAUAUCCCUGUGUAUGACGACAGACAUGAUGAUGUGGUAUGGGAGGGACGGAGAGGAAGUGCGUACGGUGAAGGCGUAAGGAGGGAUCGCACAGGCAGCGUCAAUUCUGGGCAGGGGAACGCAUCAGAUUACAUAUACAGCGACAAGCCUAAACGUGCGAGUACGUGGGCAGACGACAUCUACGAUCGACCUACAGGAAGCGUGGCCCGGGCGAACAGUGGGCGAGGUCGUGGUUUCGACGAUGAUUAUGUGUACUCGGAUUCGCCAACCAGUCCAGUUAGUCCGAGUGGGAAAAUUGGACCUGGUAGACCUGCGGCGCCGAAACCACUGUUCCAGGGGAAGACAGGCAAUUUGAGAGACAAUGAGGCGAUCGCGCUGUUUACGUUCGACGGGGAGCAGCCGGGGGAUUUGGGGUUUAAGAAGGGUGAUGUGAUUACGGUGACGAAAAAGACUGAUAGUACGAAUGAUUGGUGGACGGGCAUAAUCGGCACCCGAACCGGCAUAUUCCCUGCCAACUAUGUGAAAAUGACCUAG
Molecule: messenger RNA, 1218 nt
Organism: Hyaloscypha bicolor E
Lineage: Eukaryota; Fungi; Ascomycota; Leotiomycetes; Helotiales; Hyaloscyphaceae
Product: DUF500-domain-containing protein
Exons: 4
Coding region: 1-1218 (405 amino acids)
Biological process (GO): actin filament bundle assembly; actin cortical patch localization
Cellular component (GO): actin cortical patch
Molecular function (GO): phosphatidylinositol binding; actin filament binding
Source: RefSeq, a predicted model, not a curated record